Penicillium cataractarum is the source of this 1401-nucleotide messenger RNA. RefSeq names its product hydrogen/calcium exchanger domain-containing protein. The transcript has 2 exons. The coding region runs from base 1 to 1401 and encodes 466 amino acids. Gene Ontology annotation, biological process: intracellular calcium ion homeostasis; calcium ion transmembrane transport. Gene Ontology annotation, cellular component: fungal-type vacuole membrane. The record is from RefSeq and is a predicted model, not a curated record. NCBI's taxonomy places the organism in Eukaryota, Fungi, Ascomycota, Eurotiomycetes, Eurotiales, Aspergillaceae. Gene Ontology annotation, molecular function: calcium:proton antiporter activity.
AUGGGCUCUAUCAGGUCCACUGCCUCGCGGACAGGCGUCCAGUCUGCAGCCGGUGAUGGACUGCAACAAUCCAGGUCCCAGGAGAAGGUCGCCAGAGAGAACUCCAACUCCAUCUUACCGACCAACACCCGGGAUCAUGCGUCACGAUAUGUCCUAGGUCUCUUCCGCGUGGAUAGUGCCGGCGAGAGUGGGCGGACGGGCAUCCACCCGGUCCACUUUCUCAAGGUCACCUUCAAAAGCAUCUGUACGGCAUCAAUGAUCGUGAACGUCCUAUGGCCCUUUGUACCAGCCGCGAUCGCCAUGCAUUUCGCCCGGCCAGACCUGCAUGUGUGGGUCUUUGCGCUGAACUACAUCGCCAUGGUGCCCUCGGCGAAUGUCCUCGGUUUUGCAGGUGGUGAAUUGGCAAAGAAGCUCCCCAAGGUUCUGGGAGUGUUGCUGGAGACCUUUUUAGGCGCUGUGGUUGAGAUUGUGCUUUUCAUGGUGUUGCUGCAUAAUGAUCAUGAUGGUCACCUGCUCCCCGUCAUUCAGGCUGCGAUUCUGGGUUCCAUUUUGGCGAAUUUGCUCCUGUGCUUGGGAACGUGUUUCUUUGUUGGUGGUCUUCGACGGUCUGAGCAGGUCUUCCAUGAGGCUGUCAGCGAAGUUGGAACCGGUUUGCUGCUGGUCGCGGGCUUUGGUCUGUUGAUUCCUAGCGCUUUUUACUCUGCGCUGAAGAGCUCUGUCAACGAAGAGUUUACUUUGGAAAUGCUGGGUGAAUACUCGCUGAAGAUUAGUCGUGCUACGGCCGUCAUUCUCUUGGUUGCUUUCGUGACCUAUCUGAUCUUUAACCUCCAUAGCCACAAUUCGAUCUUCGAUGAGAUUCUUGAAAAGGACGAGGCACAAGAUGAGGACCGACACAUUGAACUGCGACGUGCGAAGCUUACCUUUGCCGAAUGCAUCGUCGCCAUUGUCAUUUCCUUGGCCUGCGUCUGUAUGUCUGCCGUAUUCCUCGUCCAAGAGAUCGAGCAUAUUGUGGAACUCGGCGUCUCCGACAACUUCAUGGGUCUCAUCCUAGUCCCCCUGGUCGAAAAGGCCGCGGAACAUCUGACCGCCAUCGACGAGGCGUGGGAUAACCAAAUCAACUUUGCUCUAUUCCACUGCCUGGGUCCCUCUAUCCAGACGGCUCUGCUCAACGCUCCGCUGGCGGUGCUGGUUGGCUGGGGUCUGGACAAGAAGAUGAGUCUCAAUUUCGAGAUUUUCAUGGUUGUUCUGCUUGUCUUGUCAAUUCUGGUGGUUGGCAACUUUUUGCGCGAUGGCAAGUCGAACUAUCUGGAGGGCACGUUGUGUGUCCUGGUUUACUUUAUUAUCGCCGUCACGUCGUGGUAUUAUCCCAAGGUGGAUGUGGCGUCAACAAACAGUGCCUAA